UUCGAGCAGAAUGGGGGGGAAGGCGGGCAAUGCUGAAAUGAAGACACUGCAGUUCCCGCUUUGGGAGAUGCUGGACACGGACGCGUCCCGCAUUCGUCCGGUGUGCUUGUAUGGCGUGCGCCUGGUGGGCGCUCCUGGUGCUCCCGACUUGGCACGUUUAUCUUUGUAUGAGUUCUUGCGAUGCUGGCGCGUAGAGCUGGCGGCAUUUCCACGCAGCGGAGCAGAGAUGGCAGCCGCGGCCAGCAAUGAGUACCAGGCGGAGCUGACGCUGUCCGGGAUUCAGAAGGUCCAAGGUAAAGCGAAGAAGCUAUAUCAGGUCUUCGAGAUCGGGCAGUACGCACGGCUGGAACCCGUGGACGACGGGUCAGCCAGGAACAGGUUGGAGCUCCGCAAGCGGCGAACCUUUGCACUAGACGUCUCCAUCCUGAAACACACCCCAGUCCGCCUUCACCGGCUGGUCCAGGACUGGAAAUUCCAACACCUGGCCCUCAUCGUCUCGCGCAGGAAGACCUUCUCCAGGCACAGGAAAGCGCUAGUCAACCAGGCUAAGCUCAUCCUGGCCACGCACGAGGUUGCGGCAGACCUGGACGGCCGAGCAACCAUCUGCGGCGACGAGAACCAGCUCCACCCCGCAGGCAUAUCGGACCGAACCGCGGCGAUGGGCAUGUCCCUCUCGGUCCUCAAGCGCUUCCGCGACUCCCUAGGGGCCAAUCCAACCUACAACGUGCUCCCCGACCGCUGUUUCCGCAUGCGCGACCGUAUUCGCGUGCUCCUGGUGCACGAGAGGUCAGCCGAGGAUGGGAUCGUGGCGGUCAUGGGCGGGCGCGUGCGCAGUGCAGCCGCGGAGUCCCAGAUGAACCUUCUGGCUGCGUGGGCAGCGAAGAACGGGACUGACCCACCGUCGAGCGCCAGCGCGCUCGUGCAGCCCCCUGACAGCCGCGCCCGCAGGUCCCGCAACGCGCUGAAAGGGCCUGCCGCGCAGGGCCUGCCGCCCUUCGCGGAGUCGAGGACGCGCGCUUUUCAGGCCAUGCAAUGGAACGCAACGUGGUUUUUCCGGUGGUGUUUGGUCGACCUCUGGAACGCGCGGCCCUCGGACGUGGUCGAAAUUCUAAGCAGCGACGGCGUCGAGGCAUGCCCAGACCCCCCGCCUAGGCGUCAGUGGGGGCCGGCGCCUCCAGCAUCUGCCGGAGACCCGCUCCCGGGGAAGCCGCCCGCGCCCGCGCGAGGUAUCCUCCACCUCGCGGAUUCGCGGGGCCAGGAGUGGAUGCGCGAGGCGCUCGCUGCAGAGUUGAGCCCCCGUGGGGCGUGGAAGAACGCCUGGGUCGGCGAUCCUGCCCAGGCCGCCGGCGGUCAGCCACUUGGGAAAGCAGAGCGGGCGCUAAUCGCCGUGCAGUCGGCGUGGCGCGGACAAGGCCGCGCCGAGCCCGCCGACCUCGAUCGCGCUGGCGACGGUGCGCCCCCCGCCCGGGAGAUGGGCCCCCCGGCCCGCAUGGGCACCGGGGCUCCCAGCGUUCUGCCCCAGACCCCCAUGCCCAGGCAGGCUUCCGCAGACGCCUCCCUGGACGAGCUUGACAACGACGGCCUAGUGGACUUCGUGCAGUUCGUCAGAGUCAGUUUCGGCCCGUCAGUCAACCAGCGCUGGAUCAAUCACUGCGCGCAACUCUUUAGCGAGGGCAGCAUGGCGCUGGCAGAUCAGAAUCGGACCUUCCCUGGCACCUUUCUUAGAAGCUUAUUGGGAAACGGGCAGCUGACGGGCGAGGGGCCUACUAGCCUAAACGACGGGUCUUGGCACAGCACUUGCCGCCAGUUCAUGCUCGCUCACCUGUUCGCCUGCGCAGCAGGCAGGCGCCCCUCUCAGUGGGGCGACUGCGCGCCCGCUCUCCCCAAAGGCGUCUCCGCGGCACCCUCCCUAAAGCAGGCGGAUGCCCUGCUGGGGUUCCUACGCAGGCUAGCAAUGCUGCAGGCUGGCGUCGCGUGGCAUGCCUGCUCCCUGCUGCGCAGGGGAGGUGCUUGCCUCAUCAGGCGCCAGGGGCGCGCUCUCAAUCGGAAUGGCAACCUCCUCGAGCAAUGCCACUCCUACCUAGGGUCCGACCAUCCCUGGUUGCUCGCGAGCCUGGGCAAGAACCCAAACAGGUGCAGCCGACGGCGCCUCGCGAGAUUCCUCGCCAUGCAGGGGGUGCGGGGCUUGUGGUCGCUGCAGGGCAGCGCCGCCGCGGCCAAAGCACCGCCCCGGCAGAGGUGGAGGUCGACCAUUCGCCGAGCCUUCCUGACGGCAGCCCGCGGGGCGCCGCCCUCCCAGAUCGAGGUCCCCGGGCGCGCCCCGGCGCGGAGCCUCGCGGGGCCGACCGCGGUCAAGCGCGUGGCCCACGGCCCUGCGCUGCCCUCUGCUACAGAGCGCGGGUCAG
Messenger RNA from Prorocentrum cordatum, 2405 nucleotides. The record is from the annotation of a GenBank genome assembly. Lineage: Eukaryota; Dinophyceae; Prorocentrales; Prorocentraceae.